Messenger RNA from Ogataea angusta, 1677 nucleotides. RefSeq lists its product as uncharacterized. The record is from RefSeq and is a predicted model, not a curated record. Lineage: Eukaryota; Fungi; Ascomycota; Pichiomycetes; Pichiales; Pichiaceae. Bases 1 to 1677 code for a protein of 558 amino acids. Gene Ontology annotation, molecular function: zinc ion binding; DNA binding; DNA-binding transcription factor activity, RNA polymerase II-specific. Gene Ontology annotation, biological process: DNA-templated transcription. Gene Ontology annotation, cellular component: nucleus. The transcript has a single exon.
AUGGCUGAGACACGAAAAUAUAGAAGUCGUAAGAGCCGGCCAUGUGAUUUCUGUCGGCGGCGACGCAUGGCGUGUCUGAGAAAAGAGAAGGCAGACAAGUGCGAGGGGUGUUGUCUUCGCAACCAGUCAUGCACGUACACUAUGGGCCCUAUCAAGAAGAAGCGUCCAGACAGCUGGAAGGUGGAGACGGCCAACCCUUGCAUUUUUCGACUCGAGCGACGACCAGACGUUGCUCCUGCCGAGAACAACGCAUUGGAGCUCCAUAAUGGCAAGACUAGCUUGUUUGUGGGAUUCAGUGGAGACCGGGAUCCGUGGCUGUUGAGAAGGAUCGGGGAGGCAGCAGGGGCAGAUUCAGGGACAACAUAUUUGCUGAAGAAUACUAGCACGCAGACGCCGAUUGUGUUUGCUAUGCACCCCACCGAGUAUCUCGAGCCGCGCCCGGGGUGCUACGAGGUAGAUGCCGUGAGGGAGGCGGCCAAGCCGGUAGAAGACAGCUUGUUGGAGACAUAUUUCUCCGUGGUGAACUCCUCGUAUCCCAUCAUGAACCGGUCAGUUUUCUAUGAGGAACUGCGCAACGGGACAAUCUCUGCGACUCUUCUUGCUUCGAUGUACGUGGUGGCGUAUCCGUUUCUCCCCGACAAAUCUGUGGUUGAGAAGAAGGCCGCAGACUGGUUCAAACUCUCAGACUUCACUGCGCGCGCUCUCCCGCUGGAGCAGGGAGCGUCGACCAUGCAGACCGUCCAGGCAACCCUUCUGAAGCUGCAUGAGCGCCCGAUGAUCAUUCGAGACGCCAACUUCCCGCGCCAUUGGGUACAGACAGCGUCUCUCGUUGCGUCUGCACAGGAACUGGGACUGCACAUUGACCCCGUCGGCUGGGACAUCCCAUGGCGAGAAAUCGCUAUGCGACGCAGGCUCUGGUGGCUGAUAUACGUGCACGACAAGUGGGAGAGCCUGGGAUUGUCGCGUCCUUCACACAUUCACAGCGACGAUUUCAGUGUCGGCGAGAUCAGCGAAAGCGACUACGAGGACACGGUUCCGGGAGUACGGAUGUUCCUUGUGAUGGUGCGCCUGACCAAAGUACUUUCCGAGCUGCUAACGCGAUUCUACACGGUCAAGGCUCUGCAGAGACCAGCUGAGGAGUCCAUGGCGAUCGGCGUCGAGCUCUUAAACAGGAUAGAUGCAAUCGACACAAUGUACUUUCCAGUCGCAAGCCCUGCCGGACCUAUGGCUUCGUUGGUGCUCGCGAAGACAACGCUGGCACUGUCAUGCUGUCGGUCAAUCCUCUACACAGAUACAGACGCGUGCUACGCGUCUCUGAGCUCACGGGCUCUAAACUACUGCAGCGAGUUCAACGUGUUUCUUACGGGCCUGCAGUUUGACGGCUUCUGGUGGUGCUACUCGCAGAUGAACUUCUCAAUUGUAGGUACCUGUAUGGUUGCCUUCUACGUAAUUGCACAAUGCAAGGUUGACGGCGAGGCUUGGAAGAGCCAGGUCGAGUGCUACCGCAACAAUCUGUCCGCGCUGGCCAAACAAACACACGUGACGCAGCUUGCCUUGAUGCGUCUCGAUGCGUUGUACGAAAGGAUCCGCAAGCGGACAGGAGGCAAUGUCCCGAAGAGAGUGGUGGCAACGGACGAAGACCUCUUUGGUGAGUGGUUAGCAAACAACGGAUUCUAG